Molecule: messenger RNA, 1536 nt
Organism: Syzygium oleosum
Lineage: Eukaryota; Viridiplantae; Streptophyta; Magnoliopsida; Myrtales; Myrtaceae
Product: MADS-box protein SOC1-like
Exons: 9
Coding region: 664-1263 (199 amino acids)
Biological process (GO): positive regulation of transcription by RNA polymerase II
Cellular component (GO): nucleus
Molecular function (GO): protein dimerization activity; RNA polymerase II cis-regulatory region sequence-specific DNA binding; DNA-binding transcription factor activity, RNA polymerase II-specific
Source: RefSeq, a predicted model, not a curated record
CCAUCUUUACUCUUUGUUUCUUAAACAUUGCCAAAAGGAGACAAGUCCAUCCUGUUUUGAUUCUUCUUGCUCCAUUUGUUUCAAUAUUUUCGCUUGUUUGGACUCCUAUUUUCCCACUUUCUCGUAUUCUUUCGUUCUUUUCCUCUUCGUGGGUUCAUUAUUCUUUCUCCCAUUUUGUGGGUGGGAGCUUGAAGUAGAUAAGAGCGAGGAUAGCGAAUACUUGAAUAUGUUAUAAAAAACAUUCCAGUAGUGUUUGUGGUCUCCCAGCAAAGAGAUUGACACAUCAAGAAUCCAAAAGAAAGAUCUUCCCUAUCUCUCUCUCUCUCUUUGUGGGUUAUUCUGCAAUCGGCCAUAACUGUUCUUUCUGAUGCUUCCCUCACUCUUGAUGACAAAUUUGACAGGAUGUGCAUGAUUUUGAACCUGUAAAUAGUUUGGGGUUUCUGGGUUAUUUCCAUUUUCGUGUAGAGCGAGAGAGACACUCUCGUCUUGGCCUCAAGAGCAAGAUUUUUCUUCAGCAGCAGCAAAUUUUCACGUAUUUUAGGAACAUGGCGAGAGGCAAAAUUCAGAUGAAGCGAAUAGAGAAAGCAACGAGCAGGCAAGCCACCUUCUCGAAGCGCCGGAACGGGAUGAUGAAGAAGGCUUACGAGCUGUCGGUUUUAUGCGAUGCCGAAAUCGCGGUCAUCAGCUUCUCUCAGAGAGGAAGACUUUAUGAGUUCUCAAGCUCCAAGUUAUGAGAGUCCGAAUAGCGUCGAGGCGAGUCAAAGGAGUGAAAGUUUCGUUUUAGUCGAUACUUGGUUGUCCAUGCAAAAUACUAUAGAGCGAUAUCGUCAAUAUGCAAAAGAAGAUAUGGCAAAAAAGGCCAACAUGGAGCAAUAUAUGCUGCAUCUGAAGCAUGAGGCUGUGGACAUGGCAAGGCAGAUUGAGCUCCUUGAACUCUCAAAACGGAAGUUUUUGGGACAAGGUUUGGGAUCAUGCUCAGUCAAUGAACUUCAGGAGAUCAGUGGACAGUUGGAGCGAAGCUUGAGCAUUAUCAGAGCAAACAAGGACCAAUUAUUCAAGGAGCAAAUCGAACAACUUAAAGCAAAGGAGGUGUUCCUAUCAGAAGAAAAUUCAAGAUUGCGCGAGAAGUAUGGCGAGAUGGAAAAGCCAUGGCAGUCUGCAUCAUCAGUUCAACCAAAAGAAGCAGGAAUUUGCAGCCUAAGCAGCCAAAGUUCAGAUGUCGAGACUGAAUUGUUUAUUGGACUGCCUGAAAUGCGCUUCUGAUUUUUUAUUCAAAGGCAUAAUUGAAACACAAGCAAUUCCGAUCAUUCGUCUCGCUGAUUUUGCAAGGCCAGGCCCUCUAAUAAUCCAUGCAGGAUAACCUUUUGUCUUUCCCUAUUCAAGCUUUUAAGUUUCGUCCCCUCAGUCAAGAUUGUUGCGUGUAAUAUUCUUUCUUUGAAGCCUUGUAAACACACAUGACCUCAUAAGAAGCACGGAGAAUGUGGAUCAACAGGUUAUGUCAUGAAUGAAUGACAGAUGCUGGUGCGCUUUGCUUUA